Hyalella azteca is the source of this 681-nucleotide messenger RNA. It is a transcript of the gene Glo1, whose product is annotated as lactoylglutathione lyase. The record is from RefSeq and is a predicted model, not a curated record. NCBI's taxonomy places the organism in Eukaryota, Metazoa, Arthropoda, Malacostraca, Amphipoda, Hyalellidae. The transcript has 4 exons. Gene Ontology annotation, molecular function: metal ion binding; lactoylglutathione lyase activity. Bases 32 to 478 code for a protein of 148 amino acids.
CCAUUUGCAGGACUUCUUCUUCCAGCAAACAAUGUUGCGCAUCAAAGACCCAAAAUUGUCUUUAAAGUUCUACACAGAAGUUCUGGGCAUGCGCCUUCUUUCUAAACUGGAUUUUCCUGAAAUGAAAUUUUCACUUUAUUUCAUGGGCUUUGAGAAAGAGGAAGACAUCCCUAAAGAUCCUGAGGAGAGGAAAAAAUGGACAUUCAAUCAAAAGGCAACCCUAGAACUAACUCACAACUGGGGAACCGAGUCAGAUCCCAACUUCACAGGUUACCAUAAUGGCAAUUCUGAACCGCGUGGAUUUGGCCACAUUGGCAUCAGAGUUCCUGAUGUUGAUGCUGCAUCAGAACGCUUUGAAUCACUCCAUGUAAAGUUCAUCAAGAAGCCUAAUGAUGGGAAAAUGAAGGGUCUAGCUUUCAUCCAAGAUCCAGAUGGUUACUGGAUUGAGAUUCUCAAUUACGAUAAGUCCAAAUUUUGAUAGACCAGGUAUUUAUGCAUCAAAUAUAUUCAAUUGGCUUCAAAUAGUAUUGUAACAACUUGAGUCGUGUUGAACGUUGUGUUUAUGAAACCUUUAUCAUUUGCUUUAUGUGCUUUAAAUGCUUGAAUAUUCGCCUCAAAUAUGAAUUCGUCUGAAUUAAAUAAUAAUAUAUGUUUAAAAAUUGCUUUUUAAAGACAACACUU